AAGGAGUCGAGGCCUCAAGUUCACAUCUCCUCCCUCAGUCGCUCUGUUUCUCCUUUCUCUCGGACUCUCCCUUGCAGCCUUGCUCUUCCUUGUCUGGCGGCGACGACUGGGCGAGCGGCGGAGCCAUUUGUCACGUCUUUGCCAAGCCCUUUGCCGGCGACGAGCAUCCUCCAGAUAUGGAUGCAUCAGGCCUACCAGCAUUCGCCAAUGGAGAGAUGCUGAAGACGUUGGUUGGGCGAAGAGUGCGCACAGUGGUUCAAGUCGUGCGCCGUGAAGGUGGACUCCUUGUUGGGCAGUCAACUGACGGGCAUCAGUUGACUAUUAGGGGUGCCAUGGAUGUCCCUGUAUCACACUUUAUGGAGGUUUUCGGAACUGCUGAAACUGGCCAGUCUAUCAGCGCUGACGUUUGCACAGAUUUCGGCGACAACUUUGAUGCUGAAUCAUUCAAUGGACUGUGCAAGUCUGCGAACAUGGUCAAGGAGCUGUUCCUGUAGAGUUCAGUAUCUGACAUGAGACAUUUUGGCCAUCCAAGCGGAAGUUGAUGUCUUAAAUUUGAAGAUUUGGCUAAAUGUUUCUUCAUAACCUCAGUGAUCUGUUGCUGUCAGUAUUGGGUAGAUCUGUUGCUGUCAGUAUUGGGUAUCUCUUAUGACCUAUUAAUCUAAGCUAUGUAACAAGGAAGACAAGUGACUCAUGGUCUCAUGUAGUUGAUGAGAUUACUGUGUUUGUUUCCUCCAACCUAAACGAGCAGAAGCUUUAUAUUACUUCACUUGCAUUUCUACCA
Molecule: messenger RNA, 781 nt
Organism: Panicum virgatum (switchgrass)
Lineage: Eukaryota; Viridiplantae; Streptophyta; Magnoliopsida; Poales; Poaceae
Product: replication protein A 14 kDa subunit-like
Exons: 3
Coding region: 177-494 (105 amino acids)
Biological process (GO): DNA repair; DNA recombination; DNA replication
Cellular component (GO): nucleus
Molecular function (GO): DNA binding
Source: RefSeq, a predicted model, not a curated record